UUAUGCCAGUGAUUAGAGGACUUGCACUUGUUUUCUUGGUCUUUUUUGUGGAGAAUGCAGCAGCAUGCCCAUUUGGAUGGACACCUUUUGAAACACAUUGCUACAGGUUCUUCCCUCAGAGACAGAACUGGGCCACAGCAGAGAAAUUCUGUCAAGCCUCUGCAGCGAAUCUCGCAUCCGUGCGCACUAGAGCCCACAAUAACUUUCUUCUGAGUCUGGUACCUCGGAACUCUCGUGCUUGGAUUGGUGGUCAUGAUGGCGAAAAGGAAAGUAGGUGGCUGUGGAGUGAUGGAUCUCCAUUUAACUAUGCCAACUGGUGCUUUUGGGAACCUAACAAUCUCCGUCGUUCAGAGCACUGCCUGGAGAUAAACAAGACCAGAAGGCGUUGCUGGAAUGAUGAAUCUUGUUAUGCCUAUAUGGGCUACAUUUGUGCUCAAACACGCUUAUGAGAAGUCAUUCUGCUAUACAAGUACUUUGAUUGUACAACAUAUAGC
Messenger RNA from Triplophysa dalaica, 494 nucleotides. Its product is annotated as galactose-specific lectin nattectin-like. The record is from RefSeq and is a predicted model, not a curated record. Gene Ontology annotation, molecular function: signaling receptor activity. NCBI's taxonomy places the organism in Eukaryota, Metazoa, Chordata, Actinopteri, Cypriniformes, Nemacheilidae. The transcript is spliced from 5 exons. The coding region runs from base 3 to 449 and encodes 148 amino acids.